GUUGACGCGAAAUAAAGGACCUGGAUCUUCUCGCGCUACUUUUUUCAUCUUUUGUGGCAGAAUCGCGAAUAAUGAAAUGAGAUUCUGCUUUUUGUUCGCUGAUUUUGAAUAAACCACGACCCUUUAUUUGGCAAUUUUUUCUUCUGACAGCGGCAGCAACAACCAAAGGUGGAUACUACAAGUAGAGACCACGAUAGUUGAUUACGAUUGAAGGCGUCGUCGAGCAGAUAGAAGUAUCAGAAUGAUAUUACCCCAAUCUCGUCCCUUCUCCUGAGCUCGUUUAUCAAGGAGGUUGUGCGCGACAAACAACUUUUCUUUUUACUACUCCAUCAUUUGUUUUCUUCAAAACCUUCCCGAUCAUGAGCGACAACAAGAUCUUCGUGGGCAACCUGCCCCACUUUAUCAGCGACGAGAACCUGCGCACCAGGUUUAGCCAGCACGGGAACAUCCGCGACUUCUACUAUUGCAAGGACAUCCUUGGGUCCGACCGCGGGUGGGCCACCAUCACCUAUAUGAACAGCGACGAAGCGGCGACCGCAAUCGGAGUAGAAGACGGGGUGGACGACCCGUUUCCCGGCAGCGAAAGGCCACUACACGUGAAGUUCUUCAACACACCAUUAACCAGUCGAGAGGGCACGGUGUUCGAUUUGAGGCCGAAGAAUCAAAAGGUAGUUGUAAGUAUUAAGUAGUGCUGCAUUUAGUAUGUUACCACAGGAGCUUUCCUGUUGCUGCUGUUCUCGUUGCUCAUUUGAAUAGUGCAGUAUGUAGGUAGGAUUGGCAUGUGUGUACUUGCGCUUGCUAAAAAUGCAGUAGCGCCGUCACCCCCAGGAAAUAAAACCAAAAUGCUUUCGAAAAACAGAGCGCUUUAUUUCCUGUUCUAUGAUGUGCUUCAUCUCCCUUCCAAUUCCAAACCUAAACCUUCCAAACCCCCAGGUCUUGACUCCCUGGACGGAAAACGAGGACGAGCACGGGACGAAAUUUUACGUAAACCUCCUCACCGAAGAGUCCUCCUGGGAGCGGCCCGCGGAGCUCGACCUUUUUGUCCAGCACCCGAACGGGGCAAAUGUGAUCAUGGACAGCGGCGUGGGGCUGCUCGACGAGGAGAACGAGCAAGGCGCCAUGAAAUACCCGGACGGCCGAGUCGUCGGCGCGGAGGAGGGCGGGUUGAAAGCCCUCACCGGGAACCUAAACCGGUCGGUGCCGAGCGCCUGCGGGUCCGGCGACCUGGGACCACCCGGGUGCAACCUGUUCAUCCACGGAAACCUGUCCAACGUCACGGAUACCAUGGCCUACGAAGCCUUCAAGGACCACGGACAGCUCGUGGGGUGCAAGGUAUCUUGUACUUUCAUGGAGUUUUAUUUUUUGACGUUGGUUCAUGAUACACAACCGACAAAUUGUGGUUGAUUGCUUCUUUCAAAAAAGUUCAGGCGUGGAAAAAUAUAUUACGGUAUAGCUUGUCCGUGCACAACGAACUGCGUGAUCUUCGAAAUCUGUCGACUUUUUGCCUCAGAUGUUGAAAUGUACGUGAGAAAAAAAGCCGGAGCGGCUCCUCGUAGCUGCCUGUACCUGUAGUUCACCCAAUUUAUCGAAAUAAAACUAACAGAUCCACAUCCCGGCCGCCAACAACGGGUUUGGUUACAUAUCGUACAGCGAGCCGGCCGCGUGCGUGGCCGCCAUCAAGGAGCUCAAUCUGAAUGACGUGUUUGGCACCGGUGCACCCCUGAAAAUCAUGUUGAAGAAGGGGGAGGAAACUUUCAACAAGGACGCACAGAAAGCCAUCGAAGAAGGUUUGGUGGCGGGGAUGAAAAAAGUCGAUAUUUAGAUGGUGAAAGGAUCUUCCUCUCAGUCGCUACGCGGACGACAGGAAUUAUGGCUUCUUCUUCACACCCGAUGUCACAUGAAGACCGCUUUCAUGAUUUUUUUUCUGUCUUUGGAUUGGAAAUGAAGAAAGUGCCGUGUCACGAAUGGCUUCCACUGCGCGUAGCAGAUGACAAGUAGUACCCUGAGAAUGCUCAAGCAGUCGCGCAGCCGGCAACUGUACGCCUUCA
Messenger RNA from Amoebophrya sp. A120, 2048 nucleotides. NCBI's taxonomy places the organism in Eukaryota, Dinophyceae, Syndiniales, Amoebophryaceae. The record is from the annotation of a GenBank genome assembly.